This is a messenger RNA of Paramuricea clavata, 696 nucleotides long. NCBI's taxonomy places the organism in Eukaryota, Metazoa, Cnidaria, Anthozoa, Malacalcyonacea, Plexauridae. The record is from the annotation of a GenBank genome assembly.
AUGUCUGCAUCCGAAGAUCUCGCACAAUGGAUGUCACAGUUUCAGAGUGAACUCGAUGAACCAUCGUAUCAAAUAAUUUAUGGAAAACUUACAGACAAUCAUUUCAAAACAAGAACUCAACUCAAGUUAAUUUUUGCGAAAGAAGUCGAUAUCAUGUUCAGUGCUGGGGAGCUACCUUUGGGUGCACAAGCGCUAUUGCUUUACCAGUUGGAUAAGCUAAGAAAUGCCGAGUCGCCUCUUCCUUUGCGUCGGAAACGGACAAGAAUAAAUGAAAGCAAAAAUUCAAAAGGUAUUGAUGGAUUUGAUGAGUGCGACGCCGAUGAAGAAAAUUCACUACAGCCACCGACCCAUACCCCGACUGCAUGCAAAGUAAGUUUGAAAAAUUAUACUCUUUCUAAAAUAGACGUUUAUCAGUUUACCUUGUAAUAUGUGGUACGAUGACAAAAUAUUUUAUUGAUUUUACGCCGUUAUAUGCACGUCAGAAAAGUGAUAAUACAUGUGACGCGAUUUUCGUGAAGCAUGAAUAGUUUCAUGCUGUUUUGGCAUUUUGCAAAGCGACAAAAAAUGACAUUUCUGUAUUCUUACAUUUAGGCAGUUUUACCAGCUUUUGAUGAGCAAGUGAAUAAGUUAAAAGAGCAACUAAAUAGAGAGAGGGAUGAGCACAGAGAAAUUGAAAUAACAAUAGAAUCUAUAUGA